Molecule: messenger RNA, 1715 nt
Organism: Mercenaria mercenaria
Lineage: Eukaryota; Metazoa; Mollusca; Bivalvia; Venerida; Veneridae
Product: actin-related protein 2/3 complex subunit 3-A-like
Exons: 7
Coding region: 60-593 (177 amino acids)
Biological process (GO): Arp2/3 complex-mediated actin nucleation; regulation of actin filament polymerization
Cellular component (GO): Arp2/3 protein complex; cytoskeleton
Molecular function (GO): actin filament binding
Source: RefSeq, a predicted model, not a curated record
GCAAUGCUUUUUAGAUCACGUGAUAAAACACGGAAGUGAAAGCACUGCACACAAGGAAAAUGCCAGCUUACCAUUCCAAAUUCACUAACCCACCCAAGCUGGUGGGGAACAUGGCACUGUUACCACUAAGAACUUCAUACAAGGGACCUGCACCAAAAGACACUACAGACUUUGACAUCAUUGAUGAGGCCAUAUACUACUUCAAGGCAAACAUAUUCUUCAGAACAUAUGAAAUUAAGAGUGAAGCAGACAGGACACUUAUUUAUAUAACUUUAUAUAUCAGUGAAUGCUUAAAGAAAUUACAGAAGUGUAGCUCAAAGAAUAAUGGGACAAAAGAGAUGUACACAUUAGGAAUUGCCAAUUUUCCAAUCCCUGGAGAGAAUAGGUUUCCAUUGAAUGCCAUGUUCAUCAAACCAGCAGGUCGAGCCGAAGAAGAUACCAUGAGGGCAUACCUUCAGCAAAUUAGACAAGAAGUAGGAGUGAGGAUGUGUGAGAAAGUCUUUGAUCCUGCAACUGAUAAGCCUUCCAAGUGGUGGCUCUGUUUUGCAAAGAGAAAGUUCAUGGACAAAAGUUUAUCAGCACCAGGACAAUAAAAUGCAAUAUUUAGGAUAAAAAAAAUACCAUAUUUCAUCUAAUAACAAGUCAUUGUUUAAGGUCUUAGAACACCCAUCUCAGAAAAACAUUGUUUACAGCCACGUGAUAUUGUGAUAUGUUGAAAUAUACAUGUAUUUAUAUACUUGUCAGUAUAUAUAUUUCAUUGUCAACAUUAUAUUAUAGAUCAAAUCUUAAGUAACAAAUAUUCAUGUAAAAGAAGGAUUAAUUUUUUCUAACUUUUUACAUGCUGUUUCAUAUAAUUGCAUGUACAGAUUCCGUUCUUAAAGGAAUGGAGCCUUUACAUCUGUACAACCCUGUUUGUCAGAACUUAGGUGAGGAAGAUAAGUAUGGCUAACCUUUUGAACAAAUAUCAUGUUUUAAGAACUUUUGUGCUAAAAAUUUACUUUGUACUCUGUGUAUUUACACUAUCACUGUGUACCGGUACAUGUAUCAGGUAUUUCUCAGGUCACUUUGAUGUUCUGAUUUACUGGUCAACAACCCUAUUUGCAUCGAGUCCUGGAUCACACUCUUUGCAAAUAUUAUGGAAAGUAAGCCCAGAGCAUAUACUGACCAAUUUACAGCACUGGCUUUAUGUUGGAUACCUGAUAUAUGUAGUAGAGAGCAGGAAGAUAUUACAAGACUGUUAUGUAUUAGCCUUUUAUCAAACAUCUGCUUCCUUAAAAUUGAUUCCAUUCAUCAAAUCUCAGCUUCCUUAAAACUGAUUCCGUUCUUAAAGCAAUGGAGCCUUUACAUCUGUACAACCCCAUUUGUCAGAACUUAGGUGAGGACGGCAAGUAUGGCUAACCUUUUGAACAAAUGCUGAAAAAGCUGUGAACUUUUCCUAUGCAGCCUGCUGUGAUGUGGUUCAUUUCAAGUCAAACACCUCAUAUAUGUUGGUAUAUUGAGCUUAAUAAUUACUUUUAUGUAUUAGGUAUAACCAUAUUGGAAGUAGGAGAAAAUUUAAUUAGAACUAAAGAUGGAUUUGGAUGGGGAUUUUUUAGCAUUGCCUUACAUCGUUCAUAUGUAAAUUCCAUAAAUAUGUAAUGUUGCAGGAACAUAAAAUUAUGUUCUGAAUUUGUUACAUUAAUAAUGUAUAAUAAAAUUAUGUAUUAGUUUUGAAA